Messenger RNA from Prorocentrum cordatum, 301 nucleotides. The record is from the annotation of a GenBank genome assembly. NCBI's taxonomy places the organism in Eukaryota, Dinophyceae, Prorocentrales, Prorocentraceae.
GAGAGGUCGCUCGCAGCAGGCAAAAGAGGCGCCGGACCCGAGCUCUAUCCCAGCGGAACAUCGGCAGCCGAAGACUGCCCAAUUCACCAAGCAACCCAUCUCGCAGAGGAUUGCCGCGGUCGGUCUGGCUCGCUUGCAACCCGUAGUGGUGGCGCAGAUUUUCGUCGACUUGGGCAUUCUUCCUGAUCUGAGUGGGGCACAUGCAGAAUUUGAUUUUGGCGCGGUGGAGUUGUGCACGCGGCCCGAGCAGGGACAUUCGACCUCGGCGGCCAGCUGCGAGAUUCCGCCUUUGGAGGACCAG